Messenger RNA from Umbelopsis ramanniana AG, 1573 nucleotides. RefSeq lists its product as uncharacterized. Lineage: Eukaryota; Fungi; Mucoromycota; Umbelopsidomycetes; Umbelopsidales; Umbelopsidaceae. The coding region runs from base 8 to 1480 and encodes 490 amino acids. The transcript has 2 exons. The record is from RefSeq and is a predicted model, not a curated record.
ACUUGGAAUGACAAAUACAUCGAGAAAUGGUCGCCGAAACAUUACAACUGAGCAAAGAGAGGCCAUAGACACAUUGUACGAACAGGCAAGGUAUUAUCAGCAUAAGAAUGACGCAAAACCGACUGUGCUGGAUAUAUUCGACUUUGAUUCGACCCUCUUCAUGUCACCUCUCAUGAGCCAAAUCUGUUCCAAAAAUCUCAAUAGCAUUGUGUUAGUAGAAGGUGCUAUCGGUCCAGGAUGGUGGCGGGACAUCAAUAGUUUGACGCUAGGUGACAAUACCAAACUACAGCAAUCUGCAUGGGAUAGCUAUUGGAAUGAUGAAGUGGUUGAAGAGGCAAAGAAAUCAAUUGCAGAUAGCAGCAAACUCUCUGUUAUGCUUACUGGACGGCGGGUUCAUCCGUUUGGAAAAAUAAUUACUAGUAUGCUUGAGUCCAAGGGCCUUCAGUUUGAUAUUGUAGCGCUGCGACCAGACCCCAUAGACAUGAUUGAAGAAGGAACUCUCUUCAAUUCCGGGAUCCAAGCCUUCAACAAUACCAUGGAAUUCAAGAAGACUUUUUUAUUGGAUUUACUCGAACGAGAACCAUCCCUACGUAGGCUUGUUAUGUAUGAUGACCGCAAAAACCAUGUUGCCAAAUUUGAACAAUGGAUAGGCCAGUUGGUCGCACAGCAUGUUCUAGAUAGUGGCAAAGUAUUUCAUAUCGUUAGCCCCCCUCGUGGGUUCGAUCCUGGACGAGAAUUAGCGUGUAUGAAAAGUAUUAUUGACGAACACAACAAAAGGGUCGAUAUACGACGGUUAAAGAACGAAUCACCACCGCAAGAUGUUGAAGAUCGACAUUCUAUCGUCACUUGGUGGACGCGAAAAGCUGUACUGAAGCCCGUUAUAUCGAGCUUAAACAUCAAGUUCACUGAACCGGAAAUCGAAAAAUUGCUAGCACAGGUUGGAUCAUCUGUGUCUACAGAUACCAUUCAAAAUGCGAAACGUUUUCCUUUCGUCGGCGAUGAAAUUAUAUUAAAGUCCAUCGAUAAAGACACACACUAUGGUCAGGAAUUAAUCAAGUUGGCCAAAGCAAACGAUACUUUAAAGCUACAGAUUCUAUCCAUUGGAGAAGUCUCGCCUGAUGGACUUGCGCUAGAAGCUCAGGUAGAGGAUAAUCAGCUAUACUGCAAAGACCUAGGUGUCAACGAAAUAUACAUUCCGCUCUGGUGCAGGCCUGCACUUAAGGAUAAUGUACAGGAAGGUUACCGGCCGAUUUGGACCCCAAGUAACGAAGCCCCUACCAUCAUGUCUGGACAUUUUUGUCUUGGAUACACUUAUGACAUUGAAGGUGAUCCUCCUCUAGAAAAGACUGUCCGACCACGCUAUAGAAAUUACCAUCAGCAUCGCUAUAAUGAUAAGCGGCGUCAACAUCACCCUUCCAGGAAUCGAAAUAACCAUCUGCCGUACAGCAAGAAUGACAGACUGAGAGGAAAUAAGAAAUAGAGGGUUGCCAUAGAGUCAUUUGUACACAAAUCUGUUUAUACCAUGCAAUAAUAAAAUAUAUGUCGUGUUGCAGUUCACAUCAUCUACAGUAGU